AUGACAGGAGGAGCUGGGGAAACUAGUUAUGCCAGAAACUCUUCCCUCCAGAAGAAAGCAUCUGAUGAGGCAAAACACAUAACGCUAGAGACACUGCAACAACUCUACAAAGAGACAAGACCAAAGAGUACUUUAGCAAUAGCUGACCUGGGAUGCUCUUCAGGACCAAACACUCUUUCCACCAUUAGAGACAUGAUCAAAGCCGUCGAAGUUACUCACCACCUCGAGAUCCCAAACCAGCCCUUGCCGGAAUUCAGCAUCUUCCUCAACGAUCUCCCUGGAAAUGACUUCAACACCAUAUUCAAGUCCUUCCCUGACUUCCACACAGAGGUCAAGAGAGAUAAUGGUGAUUCCCCUUCAGUUUUCAUUGCAGCCUACCCUGGAUCAUUCUACGGAAGGCUCUUCCCUGAAAACACCAUCCACUUUAUCCACUCCUCUUACAGCUUACACUGGCUUUCCAAGGUUCCUCCAGCUAUAUAUGACGAGCAAGGCAAGUCCAUAAACAAAGGCUGUGUGAAUAUCUGCUCCUCCAGUCCUGAAGGUGUUACCAAAGCUUACUACAGUCAGUUCAAGGAAGAUUUCUCCACUUUCCUCCGGUUUCGAUCGAAAGAGCUGGUUUCUGGAGGCAGAAUGGUACUCAUAAUACUUGGAAGAGAAGGUCCUGACCAUAUCGACAGAGGAAACUCUUUCUUCUGGGAACUUCUCUCAAGAUCCAUAGCGGAUCUUGUAGCACAAGGAGAGACUGAGGAAGAGAAGCUGGAUUCUUACGAGAUGCAUUUUUACGCUGCGAGUGCUGAUGAGAUAGAGAGUGAAGUGAAGAGAGAAGGGUCUUUUGAGUUAGAGAGGUUAGAGAUGUUGGAAGUUGACAAGGAGAAAGGGAACGAGGAUGAUAUCAGUUACGGUAAGGCGGUUGCGAAGACUGUGAGAGCGGUUCAGGAAACAAUGCUUGCUCAGCACUUUGGGGAAGAGAUUCUCGAAAAGCUGUUUGAUACUUAUGGUAGAAUGGUUGAUGAAGAGUUGGCUAAAGAAGACAUAAGACCUAUCACAUUUGUUCUUGUCCUAAAAAGGAAGCUCUGA
Messenger RNA from Microthlaspi erraticum, 1077 nucleotides. NCBI's taxonomy places the organism in Eukaryota, Viridiplantae, Streptophyta, Magnoliopsida, Brassicales, Brassicaceae. The record is from the annotation of a GenBank genome assembly.